AUGGGCAGGACAAAGCGGAAGCACACAGAUGGUGAUGUAGAAGAAGUUGCAGGGGAUCGAGUGGUCGCUAUGCGUCUUGUAGAUGACACAAGGGCCCAAUACCUCGCUAUCCUGGAAAGGUUUAAGCGUUGGCUGCACACAGAGCACCCGUCAUUCGUGGUUGACACCACGAUCCAGCUACCAUUGCCCAGCAAUAUCUGCCAAAUGUAUUUAGACUACGCAUCAAUCAAGCGCAAUACACGUGGCGAGGCGCUUGUGCCCAAGCAAUACAACACCUUCUCCACCAUCGGGACCUGCAAGAGUGCGCUGAAAUUCCUGUACAAGGAGGCGAACAUCACCAUGGACGAAGAUCUGGAAUCGCGACUGAAAGACUUUGCAAACGGGUACAAACGGCACAUAGCACAACUGAAGGAGGAUGGUGUCAUGCCCAUCGGUGAAGGCAUAUUACCGAUGUCUGUGGACGUGACCAAGAAGGCGCUGCUCUGUUUCCCAAGCAUGUUUACGCAAAUCCCACGAGUCCGGCACCUUGCGAUGAUUGUGUUUACGAGAGGUUUAACGACUGGCCAGCGAACGAAAUUGGUCUUUGGAGCAACGGCCCAAACCCGAUUUUCGAGGUGGCUGCUUAAAGUCUGUUCUGUGAACGAAGCAGAAAUACUGGCAAUGGGGAUGGCCAUUUCCGAGAUUGGCACCCAUUCGUUCCGAAAAGGGGUUGCGACAGCACUGUCCAACUCACCGGGUGGGCCACAGGCAGUCUCGAUUUGGCUUCGUGCGGGAUGGAGCCUUGGAAGUGUGCAAGGGCGGUACAUUUUUGAAGGCUCUGGUGGCGACCAAUUUGUUGGACGUGCUGCGACAGGCUUGCCAUUGACAUCAAGCACAUUUGCGUCGUUGCCCCCGCAUUUUUUUGGAGCACCUGCUUUGUCACUUGCUGAAUGGGAGACGGUAGUGCCUGGGUACUCCACGGAAUAUCCAGCAUGCUUCCGAUGUGUGCUGCCAUACCUAUUGGCGUCACUGGCAUUCCACCACAGCUGGUUGAAAAUGGCAUUGAGUCCUGACCACCCUAUCUUUCUGUCCCCAAUUUGGCGCUCUGGUUUUUUAAUUGGUCUGUCCAAACGAGUUCAUGGUGGCGUCAUGGUCAAUCGUGCUACUGGAAUGGUUGCGACUGGUGUGCCACCACACGUAACCCUGGUUGACCGUCUGGACCAAUUGGAAACUGGGUUUAAAACAUUUGAAAAUAACGUGUUUGACAAAAUCGACAAUAUUCCCGAAAGUGUGGCGAUGGCGGUCAGCGGCCGGGCCCCUACAAGUGACUCAACCCCAGUAACAAUUGGGAUGAUGCACGAUUCGUUUGAGCUCCUUCGGCAUCAACUGUUGGCGGAUUUGAGGUUGGCAUCUUCAAGUACACCCCUGGUCGAGUCUACGAUCACUCCCGAAGUUCGACAUGAUGAACGACCCAACCAACCCGUUAAAGUCCAAAGGACAAACAAUUUGGUAUGCCCCAGCACCAAAACGUUCGAUUUGUGGACUCUGUGGUGGAGUGGAAGCGAAGUCCACAAUACUCCUCCAUUUCGCAUCUUGAGGCGAAAAGAUUUCCCCAGAAACAGCGACAGGGUCAACUUUUCCAAAGCCACAGCAGUGAUUGAUUUGAUUUUGAACAUCACAACGACAACUCGGCAAUUUGCAAUCAACAUGACGGUGGCCCAGCGAAGCGAGGUGUACCUGACAGGAAUGAGAAGCAUCUGGACAGCAAUUUCAGCAGCCACUGGAGUUUCCCCUACAAAGCGGCGUGUCGACGACAUAUCCUACCACACCGUGUACGAUUUAAUAAAGAAGCACAACAUUACAGCUCCAUAA
Aphanomyces astaci is the source of this 1851-nucleotide messenger RNA. RefSeq lists its product as hypothetical. NCBI's taxonomy places the organism in Eukaryota, Oomycota, Saprolegniomycetes, Saprolegniales, Verrucalvaceae. The coding region runs from base 1 to 1851 and encodes 616 amino acids. The transcript is spliced from 5 exons. The record is from RefSeq and is a predicted model, not a curated record.